AUGGAAGACGGUAUUGUUGAUGAUCAAGAGUGGCAAGAAGAAGUUGUUGUCCUACGCUCUGGUAUUGAAAGAUUAACUUCUAUGGUUCAAGACUUGGUGGCUGCUCAGAAUCAGCCAUCAACCCAAGCUCAGACUACUGUGAUCUCCGAGAUAGAGAUUGCUCAGAUUCUAGCAAUUCCUGUGAUGAAUCCUACGACCACUAGACCAUAUGGGAUAGAUAUGGAUUUCCAAUUGGAUAAACAACAGAUUCAUGUUCCACAAACAACAAUUCCUCAAGCUAUUAUGACUUCUACUCUUAUUGUUGUAAACACUGUUCCUAUUCACAACAAACAGAUAUUCCAUGGUGCUCCUUCUGAAGGUAUGGGUAGAUUGGAAGAAUUGGAAGACCAAUUUUUGGAAAUGCAAAAAGAGAUCAAGGCCCUUAGAGGAAAAGAUCUAUUUGGGAAAAAAGUAAAUGAUUUAUGCUUGGUUCCGAAUGUCAGAGUUCCGGCCAUGUUUAGACUCCCAGAAUUUGAGAAGUACAAAGGGAAUUCUUGUCCUCACAGUCAUCUGAUCAUGUAUGUAAGGAAAAUGUCCAUGCACACGGAAGAUCAACGCUUGUUAAUUCACUACUUUCAAGAUAGCUUAUUUGGAGCUUCUUUGAAAUGGUACAUGGGUCUGGAUAGUACUCACAUCCGUACUUUCCAUGACUUGGGAGAAGCUUUCAUCAGACAGUACAAAUACAACAUUGAUAUGGCACCAGACAGAGAUCAACUCCGUGCUAUGUCCCAAAGAGAGAAAGAGUCUUUCAAAGAGUACAUGCAAAGAUGGCGUGAACUAGCUUCUCAAAUCAUUCCUCCCAUGGAAGAAAAAGAAAUUACCAAGGUGUUCCUUAAGACACUAAGCACGUUUUAUUACGAGAAGAUGGUAGCAAGCGCUCCCGAUGACUUCACUGAAAUGGUAAACAUGGGGUUGUGGCUUGAAGAAGGUAUCCGAGAAUGUCACCUAAUCAUAGAAGCCAGUUCAUCACUAUCCAAUGGUGGCGUCAAAAGAUUUGGUAGUAACUUUGCCAAGAAGAAGGAAGAAACUAUUAGUGCCAUCUCAAGAGGAAGAAAAAGACGGUAUCAACCACAAAAAAUUGUUGUUGUAACUCCAGUUUUUAGCCAAGCUUCGCAUGUGCAGAAGCCUCAGCCUCAACAACAGGAUCCUCAACAAAAUCAACAAUGGAAAUAUCCGCCUUUUGAUCCUAUUUCGAUAACUUAUACAGAAUUACUGCCUUUGCUACUUCAGUAG
This is a messenger RNA of Vicia villosa (hairy vetch), 1272 nucleotides long. RefSeq lists its product as uncharacterized. Bases 1 to 1272 code for a protein of 423 amino acids. The transcript has a single exon. The record is from RefSeq and is a predicted model, not a curated record. NCBI's taxonomy places the organism in Eukaryota, Viridiplantae, Streptophyta, Magnoliopsida, Fabales, Fabaceae.